UCCAAACCCGGAGUGAAAGGAGAACCCGCGCGCUCUCACUUGUUUCGCGUGCUUCUUCAGUUUUGCCGCUUUGUUUCUCAGAAAUUGGCCUCUGAAUUCAAUCAGAAGAUGGAUACAUCAAAUCCUGCGGCCUUUGUCAACGCAGAACUGUUACACUUUUAUGUUGGAAGGAGGGUUCGGGCACUGAUACAGGUUGUGCGAUCUGAUGGUGGCGCUGUCGUUGGAAAAUCAACAGAUGAGAAGCAGCUGGUUGUAAAAGGAUCACCUCCACCUACUCCUCUUACAAAUUUUGUAGAAGUUAUUGGUAUUGUUGAUAGUGAUAAGUCAAUUCGUGCUGAGAUAUGGACCAAUUUUGGUGAUGCAAUUGAUAUGGUCAGCUACAAUAAGCUUUGCCAGCUUGCAAAUGGAGAAUUUAAACACUUGUUCCUAUGAGCUAUAACAAGAUCACUUGAUGAUGUAAAGUCCUUUCUAUCAUAUGGGAUACUGGAGGAGACAUAACCAUUUUUGUUGGCAAUAUUUUUUUAUGGUAUGAUGGUGACACUGUAAGGCUUGGUUGCUAUUGUAUGAUGGUGACAAUGAGAGUUGAAAUUACAUUCUGAUGCAAAU
Abrus precatorius (Indian licorice) is the source of this 606-nucleotide messenger RNA. RefSeq names its product replication protein A 14 kDa subunit B-like. Gene Ontology annotation, molecular function: DNA binding. The record is from RefSeq and is a predicted model, not a curated record. Lineage: Eukaryota; Viridiplantae; Streptophyta; Magnoliopsida; Fabales; Fabaceae. The transcript is spliced from 3 exons. Gene Ontology annotation, cellular component: nucleus. Bases 109 to 432 code for a protein of 107 amino acids. Gene Ontology annotation, biological process: DNA repair; DNA recombination; DNA replication.